AAUCUUCACCCACUAGUUCACUGGUUUGCUCCCAUUAUGCCAUUCUGGGUGCGCUGCUCCAGAUACCUGUCAACCCACAAGUCCGAUCCUGAGCCAAACACCUGUGAACGCCGAGCCCGUAUCCGCCUGGUAAAGAUAGACGGGAGGGGAGGGAAAGGAGGAGGAGAAUCACCGGUUUAACUUCGCAGGAGGCUGAGCCGUGAACGGCCUUUAAAAACGGGAGUGUGCGCGUGAAUGUCUGCCGUGAGUCAGUAGAGUUCACUGAACCGUCGCGAAGAGACGUUUCCGCCCACAAGCAAGAUGGCGGCUCCCUUGCUGGAGAAUCUGUCGGAGUCCUUAGGUUCCCCGGAGCCAGCGGUUCGACUACUUCUAUCUAUUUUAAUCGGGUAUCCCUGUGCUCUGGUGUACCGGCGUUUCUUGUUCUACCAACCUGCCACAGUUAUACACUUGUUCCACACUUUCUCUGGACUGGCUCUAGCAGCAUUCAACUUUGCAGGCUCUCAGAUCUAUCACUCUGCAGUAUGCGUCCUUGUCCAAUUCCUGAUGCUGAGGCUCAUGGGAAGGACGGUAACAACUGUACUGAGCAGCUUUACCUUUCAAAUGGUAUACCUGCUGGCAGGAUAUUACUACACAGCGACAGGGGAGUAUGACAUCAAGUGGACCAUGCCUCAUUGUGUCCUCACACUCAAACUUGUUGGUUUGUCAUUUGAUUACUAUGACGGCGGGAAGGAACCAUCUCAGCUGAGUUCAGAGCAGAGGAUUGCAGCCCUACCGUCUGUGCCCUCCCUGCUGGAGGUGUGUGGCUUUUCCUACUUCUAUGGAGGCUUCCUGGUGGGGCCCCAGUUCACACUGCGCAGCUACCAGAAGCUGGUGGCAGGGGAGCUCAGCGACUGCCCUGGAAAGCCUCCGAACAGUGUCAUACCGGCUAUGAAGAGGUUUGCUCUGGGUUUUCUCUGCCUGGUGGUAUAUGCAAUAUUUAGUCCCUAUUACGCAGACAGCUACUUCCUAACCGAUGAGUAUGAUGCUCAGCCCUUCUGGUAUCGCUGUGUGUUCAUUCUGAUUUGGGCUAAAGUCAUCUUGUAUAAAUACGUCAGCUGUUGGGUUAUAGCGGAAGGCGUAUGUAUAUUAUCUGGACUAGGCUACAAUGGUGUAGUGGAUGGCGAGCACAAGUGGGACGCCUGUGCCAAUAUGAAGGUGUGGCGCUUUGAAACCACGCCACUUUUUGGAGGAACCAUCUCUUCCUUCAACAUCAACACAAAUGCCUGGGCUGCCAGACAUGUCUUCAAACGGUUGAAGUUCCUGGGCAAUAAGUCCCUGUCUCAUGUGGCCACACUCCUCUUUCUGACUUUUUGGCAUGGUCUUCACUCCGGAUACAUCCUCUGCUUCUCCAUGGAGUUCUUUAUCAUCACUGUAGAGAGACAGGCUCUGGCACUAGUGAGGGACAGUCCCUUGCUUUCAAAGUUGGCCAACAGCACACUCUACCCGCUCAUCUAUGUAGUCCAGCAGUUUCUCCAUUGGCUCUUCAUGGGCUACCCCCUUGUGCCAUUUUGCCUCUUCACCUAUGACAAAUGGCUCAAGGUGUAUUCGUCCAUCUAUUUCUGUGGUCACGUAUUCUUCCUCGUAGCCUUUUUAAUCAUGCCAUACAUUCGUAAGGUGCUGGUGCCUAAGAAAGAACGAAGUGAGACAAAGCAGGAUUAAACCGUGGUACUAAAACUUGGCAUGGUCCGUCUAAGGCUAAAUAUUCACUGAAGGGAACUGUGACUUUCAAGGAGCAGAAUGGAAAUAUUUUAAGGCCUUUAGUAAUAUAUAUGUCCAUGUAAAAAUAAAUUUCUAUAUAUUUUUGUGUUUUAAAUGGGAAGGGUGUUUUUAUAAACAUUUAGAGAAAUGUUUACAGGAAAUGACCAUCGUGCCACAUGGGGUAAAUGUGAGCCAAUCGAGGGGGCGGCGAAUUCCUGUUUGUUUUUUCUUCGGGGAGGGGGGGGGGGGGGGGGGUUGAAGAAACGUUGGACUUGUAGAACUUGAGAGACUUACAUGCUGUCGACACAGAAUUGCACUCACCAGUCACGGGUUCAGAGUCUGUAAUUGGCUCCGAUGUGUUUUUUUUUUUUUUUCUGUUUCAUUUCUCUCAUGUCUACCACCCGCAAUUAGCAGCAGACUUCACAGGAGGUUUAAGCACAGCGCCAUGUGGCACUUUCUUUAAUACAACAAUACUUUCUGCAAAAGAUAGUUGAUGAUAAUAAUUGUGAUAAUAAUAAUUUAUAAUCUGGGAGUUGUUUCUUGAAAAUGGCUGCCGGUGGUUAUACAAGCACUGUAAAUCACACAUUGUACACUAAACCCCAUCUCAAAAUGGCCUUGUAUUAAUGAAUGUUUUUACAGUACAUUUGUUUUUGAUUUGAUGUUUUAACAGCUUUUAUGAAUAUGAACAUUUUGUAGCUUUGGGAUAAAACAUCAUGACAUAGUUUG
This is a messenger RNA of Cyclopterus lumpus (lumpfish), 2463 nucleotides long. RefSeq names its product lysophosphatidylcholine acyltransferase 3 (gene lpcat3). The record is from RefSeq and is a predicted model, not a curated record. Gene Ontology annotation, molecular function: 1-acylglycerophosphocholine O-acyltransferase activity; lysophospholipid acyltransferase activity. Gene Ontology annotation, cellular component: membrane. The transcript is spliced from 13 exons. Gene Ontology annotation, biological process: lipid modification; phosphatidylcholine biosynthetic process. The coding region runs from base 301 to 1698 and encodes 465 amino acids. Lineage: Eukaryota; Metazoa; Chordata; Actinopteri; Perciformes; Cyclopteridae.